UUUCUCGCUUCUCUGUGGCUAAAAUCCUUUCUUUUUGAGUUCUUCCUUUCCACCCUCACUAGUAAUGAUUUUCUCGUUACGGGCAUCGUUGUUGAGGAAUCUGAGGAGGUGUGGCAGUGAAAAGGUAUGGUGGUGGCAAUAGUAGAAGAACAACGACAAGAAGAAGAAGAGCAAGAGUUGAUGCGAGAUCCUCUUGGUUUAAUUGAACAUUUGUACAUCCAUUUGUGAUCAAGACAGCUCUUUUUGAUCUUUCUCUCCGUUUGGGUUCUGGGUUUUGAAGGUGGUGGUGCUGGUGUCUGUAAUCUGUUUGGUUUUUGUUCUCUAUUGAUUAAUUUGCUUUGUAUUUUGGUUUCUACCUUCUUCAUGUCUCAUCAAAGACAACUCCAUAUGGUGGGAGGAAACAAUGCUGGGCAAUUUGGAGAUACAACGUAUACCAAGAUCUUUGUGGGAGGUUUGGCUUGGGAGACUCAGAGAGAAACGAUGAAGCAUUACUUUGAGCAGUUUGGGGAGAUCCAAGAAGCAGUGGUGAUCACCGAUAAGAACACAGGAAGAUCAAAGGGAUACGGCUUCGUCACGUUUAAGGAUCCAGAUGCCGCAAUGCGAGCUUGUCUGGAUCCAUCUCCUAUCAUCGAUGGAAGGAGGGCUAACUGCAACCUCGCAUCACUUGGUGCCCUUCGCAAUCGACCACCCACUCCUCAAUAUGCAGGUAAUGCGAGGUUCAGACCUGCUGCACCCGGAUCGGCCGCUGCACCCGCUCAUCAUGGCUCUUCUUCCACGUAUAUCCAUCAACCCACCGCUCAAUACACAUUUCCUUAUUCUGCUUAUGGGUAUUCUGGAUAUUCGCAAGAAACUAUGUAUCCCAUGAACUAUUACAGUGUGUAUGGAGGACAACAGUUUUCUCCUUAUUACACCACUACAGCGUCCGCAGCUCCUGGGGUUAUCCAUAAUUUCUAUCCAUUCUACGCCCAAUACGUACAGAGCAACCAAGCGCAGGGUUUUGGGCCUCAUCAGUAUCAUCAUCCCCAGAUGCUACAGUACCCAUAUGUUCCUCAACACUUGGGUGGUUCGCCGGGGAUCCUAUCGCUCCCUACUACUCCAAUUGCCUCUGCAACCACUACCACUGGUGUGACGACAACAGGGACGACGGGUGUGACUGGAACGGAGUCUAGUACAUCGCAAGCACGAGUUGCAGAGACCAAUAUCGAACAGAAUUCAUCAGCUUAAUUUCUAAGAGGGAGAAAUGUUGCUUCAUUCAGUUUCAUCACUAACUCAGUUCAUACUUGAUAGACAGGGAAAGGGUACAAGAAUGACGACAGGAGAUGGAAACAAGUAUUGAGAAAAGAAUUCUUCAGUAGACCAUGAUACCCAAUUGGGUACCAAUUCCGGGCAAACUGAUCAGAUACAGAUACACAGCUCGCUCUGCUAACAAUUCAAGCAUCCAUUUCUGUUCGUUUCGAGCUCAAUAGCAUGGUUCAUUACUUUACUGUCAUCAUCAACGACAUCAUAAUUGUUUGGGUUUUAGGAGAAUAGGGUGGGAGUCCUUUAGUUGUUAGCAAGAAAAAUCAUAUUUUGUUUCUGUAAUUAACAUGAGGUCGAGAAGAAAUAUUGGGUUUUCGAAUUCGACCUCUGAUACUGAUUCUUGAAUCGGUAUGUCGCGGAAUGCGGAUAGGCUUCCGUUGACAAACACCUUAGAUUAUGUUAGGAUCACUAACUGGUCCUGGAGGUUGGUUUUAUGUCUCCUGACCUCAUUACCAGCAUUUGUUAGUCAAGAAGAAGGUGAGCUUGGCUAGCUUAUCCACCAAAUUUGUAAUUCUUUUUUUUUUUUUUUUUUUCCUUCAUCAUCAUCAUCAUUCAUGAGAAAAUAUUUAAAAAUGUAGGGUUGGUUAGGCAA
Molecule: messenger RNA, 1891 nt
Organism: Macadamia integrifolia
Lineage: Eukaryota; Viridiplantae; Streptophyta; Magnoliopsida; Proteales; Proteaceae
Product: RNA-binding protein 24-like
Exons: 6
Coding region: 364-1224 (286 amino acids)
Molecular function (GO): RNA binding
Source: RefSeq, a predicted model, not a curated record